CAUCCCGCCAUCUUUCCAGCCGGCUUCCAGGAGAAGAACACGUUGCUGGAAAAAAGAAGUUUCGCCCCCUGUUAUUUGUUUCUAAUCGUCGCGUCUGGUCUGUUUUCUUCUUAGCCGGGGAAAGGGAGCCGAAGAGGGCUCCUCAGGUGCUAGCGUCCGUCAUUCCAGCCCUCCAUUAUGGCGGAUAAAAACACCAGGAUCGCCAUCGUCAACCACGACAAAUGCAAACCUAAGAAAUGCCGUCAGGAGUGCAAGAAGAGCUGCCCGGUGGUCCGCAUGGGUAAGCUGUGUAUCGAGGUGACUCCACAGAGUAAGAUUGUCUGGAUCUCAGAGUCUCUGUGUAUAGGCUGCGGCAUCUGCAUCAAGAAAUGUCCGUUCGGCGCGCUGUCCAUCGUCAACCUGCCCAGCAACCUGGAGAAGGAAACCACACACAGAUACUGCGCCAAUUCCUUCAAACUGCACCGGCUGCCCAUCCCCAGGCCUGGUGAGGUGCUCGGACUGGUGGGGACCAACGGUAUUGGCAAGUCCACAGCUCUGAAGAUCCUGGCUGGGAAACAGAAACCCAACCUGGGCAAGUACGAUAAUCCUCCAGACUGGCAGGAGAUCUUGACCUACUUCAGAGGCUCUGAGCUGCAGAACUAUUUCACCAAAAUCCUGGAGGACGACUUGCGGGCCAUCGUCAAACCGCAGUACGUCGACCAGAUCCCAAAGACCGUGAAGGGGUCAGUAGGGGCCAUCCUGAGCAGGAAGGACGACACAGACACACAGGACCUCGUCUGCCAACAGCUCGAUCUGAGCCACCUGCGGGAGAGGAACGUGGAGGAUCUGUCCGGAGGAGAGCUGCAGAGGUUCGCCUGCGCCGUCGUCUGCAUCCAGAGGGCCGACAUUUUCAUGUUUGACGAGCCGUCCAGCUACCUGGAUGUGAAACAGAGGCUGAAGGCUGCCAUCACCAUCCGCUCACUCAUCACCCCGGACAGGUACAUCAUCGUGGUGGAGCACGACCUGAGCGUGUUGGACUACCUGUCGGACUUCAUCUGCUGCCUGUACGGAGUCCCCAGCGCCUACGGAGUCGUCACCAUGCCCUUCAGCGUCCGGGAGGGCAUCAACAUCUUCCUGGACGGUUACGUCCCCACGGAGAAUCUCAGGUUUCGCGAGACCUCGCUGGUCUUCAAAGUGGCUGAGACAGCCAAUGAGGAGGAGGUGAAGAGACUCAGACACUAUCAGUAUCCAGAGAUGAACAAGACGAUGGGCGAGUUCACGCUGGAGAUCAAAGGAGGAGAGUUUACCGACUCGGAGAUCAUGGUGAUGCUGGGAGAGAACGGCACAGGGAAGACGACCUUCAUCAGGAUGUUGGCUGGAGGUCUGAAGUCUGACGGGGGAGGCGAGGUUCCCCUCCUGAACGUCAGCUACAAGCCUCAGACCAUCAGCCCCAAGUUUAAGGGCAGCGUCAGAGCUCUGCUGCACGAGAAGAUCAGAGACGCCUACACACACCCACAAUUCAUCACGGACGUCAUGAAGCCGAUGCAGAUCGAGAGCAUCAUCGACCAGGAUGUGCAGAACCUGUCUGGUGGUGAGCUUCAGAGAGUCGCUCUCACUCUGUGUUUGGGGAAACCGGCCGACGUUUAUCUGAUCGACGAACCUUCGGCCUACCUGGACUCCGAGCAGAGACUGAUGGCCGCCAGGGUCAUCAAGAGGUACAUCCUCCACGCCAAGAAGACGGCGUUUGUGGUGGAGCACGACUUCAUCAUGGCGACCUACCUGGCCGACAGAGUGAUCGUGUUCGACGGCAUUCCCUCCAAGAAGACCUCGGCUAACACUCCUCAGAGUCUGCUGGCCGGGAUGAACAGGUUCCUGUCGCUGCUGGAGAUCACGUUCAGAAGAGACCCGAACAACUUCAGACCGCGCAUCAACAAGCUCAACUCCAUCAAGGACACGGAACAGAAGAAGAGCGGAAACUACUUCUUCCUGGACGACUGAGACGACUUCCUGCGUGACCAACCGUGUCUUCCUGUGACGCUCCGGCAGGGAGGGUGGGGCGUUCAGGAGCGUUAACAGUCCGAGUGCCGCCUUGACAUUUACAACAACCAGGCUGCGUGCAAACAAACAGCAGAUACGUUUAAGAAUCGUAACAAAGAAAACCCCAUCAGCCUUUUGUGUACCGGGCUGCAUUCAGUAGCCAGCAAUGUUGUGAAACGUUUAAAAUUAAAAAAAAAAAAAAAAAAGUGCAUUGCAUUCUGUAUCAGUCAGCCUGAACGUCACGGGGCUGCGUUCACAAGCCAGCGACAUUGUGGAACAUUAAGCAGCGUAUUUUAACUCUCAUGCAUUUACAACAACUGAUAAUAAACUGAUGCUACCUGA
Molecule: messenger RNA, 2358 nt
Organism: Scatophagus argus
Lineage: Eukaryota; Metazoa; Chordata; Actinopteri; Scatophagidae
Gene: abce1
Product: ATP-binding cassette, sub-family E (OABP), member 1
Exons: 19
Coding region: 178-1977 (599 amino acids)
Biological process (GO): translational termination; ribosomal subunit export from nucleus; translational initiation
Molecular function (GO): iron ion binding; ATP binding; ribosomal small subunit binding
Source: RefSeq, a predicted model, not a curated record